Acanthopagrus latus (yellowfin seabream) is the source of this 3177-nucleotide messenger RNA. It is a transcript of the gene cpne2, whose product is annotated as copine II. The coding region runs from base 281 to 1924 and encodes 547 amino acids. Lineage: Eukaryota; Metazoa; Chordata; Actinopteri; Spariformes; Sparidae. Gene Ontology annotation, molecular function: calcium-dependent phospholipid binding. Gene Ontology annotation, biological process: cellular response to calcium ion. Gene Ontology annotation, cellular component: plasma membrane. The record is from RefSeq and is a predicted model, not a curated record. The transcript has 16 exons.
GACCAGGUCCGUCUAUCAGCCGCGCUGAGCGGAGACAGCAGAGUCCAGGUGGCUCCGAGGAUGAUUUACGCUCGCACACUGUUGCGCCUCUCAGGAUGCUCCGGGUAAAAAUGUCAACAGCAACUUCAGCUUCCACUCCUCGGUAGAAAAAAAGAAAAAACAAACAGUUUGGGGUGUUUUUAUUUCUCCUCGGCGUGGGCAGCGGUUAAAGAAAUUGAACUGAAAAACGGUGAAGAAGUUGGACGUCGUUUAGUGAGGUGACCAACUGCGACCUCAGACCAUGGCCUACACUCUAGGCUCGGCCAAUGAGGGCCAGACGCGCAGUGUCGGACCUCAGCACUGCGUCACUCGGGUGGAGCUGUCUGUCACUGCAACCAGCCUGCUGGACCGAGAUGUAGCCUCCAAGUCAGACCCGUUCUGCGUUCUCUUCCAUGAAGUGGAUGGAAACUGGGUUGAACUUGGCCGCACUGAAACAGCAGUGAACAACUUGAACCCAGUGUUUGGAGUGAAGUUCCAGGUGGACUACCACUUUGAGGAGAUCCAGAAGCUCCGCUUUGCCAUGUUUGAUGAAGACAAGUGUGCCACGCAGCUCUACGAACAUGACUUCCUGGGAGAAUUCAUUUGCACACUGGGAGUGAUUGUGUCUAAUAAGAAACUUCACAGACCGUUGAUCUUAGCCAAUGGAAAGCCAGCAGGCAAAGGAUCCAUCAUGAUAACAGCUCAGGAGCUGUCUGACAACAGAAUCAUCACUUUGACCUUGAGUGGGCGAAAACUGGAUAAGAAGGACUUUUUUGGGAAGUCAGACCCAUACCUGGAGUUUCACAAACAGGGUGAAGACGGCAAAUGGAUGCUGGUGCACAGGACAGAGGUCAUAAAGAACACUCUGGAUCCAUCGUGGAAAUCCUUCACUGUGCCACUGAUUUCUCUCUGCAAUGGAGAUGUGGACAGAAACAUCAAGGUCCUGUGUUACGACUAUGAUAACGAUGGAGGCCACGACUUCAUAGGAGAGUUUCAGACCACAGUUACCAAGAUGAGUGAAGCCCAGAACUCAGUGGAGGUGGAGUUUGACUGCAUAAACCCCAAGAAACAGAAGAAAAAGAAGAAUUACAAAAACUCUGGAAUUAUUAUUGUGAAGUCAUGUAAGAUUACAAGAGACUACACUUUUCUGGAUUACAUAUUGGGAGGAUGCCAGCUCAUGUUUACAGUUGGUAUAGACUUCACAGCAUCUAAUGGGAACCCUCGAGAGCCGUCCUCCCUUCACUACAUUAACCCACUGGGCAGCAACGAGUACCUUGCUGCCAUUUUAGCAGUGGGACAAAUCAUACAGGACUAUGAUACCGACAAAAUGUUUCCUGCUCUGGGAUUUGGAGCCCAACUCCCACCAGACUGGAAGGUGUCACAUGAAUUUGCCAUCAAUUUUAACCCCACCAACCCGUUCUGUUCAGGUGUGGAAGGGAUUGCCCAGGCCUACUCCGCCUGUCUGCCUCACAUUCGAUUCUACGGCCCAACAAACUUUGCUCCAAUCAUAAGCCAUGUAGCACGUUUUGCUGCCCAGGCACUUCAACAAGAGAAAGCAGCGCAGUACUUCACACUCCUCAUUAUUACAGACGGUGUCAUCAGUGAUAUGGACGAGACGCGUGAUGCCAUCGUACAGGCGUCAAAGCUUCCCAUGUCCAUCAUCAUCAUUGGUGUGGGCAACGCAGAUUUUGCUGCUAUGGAGUUUUUAGAUGGAGAUGCCAGCGUUUUGAGGUCCAGCACAGGAGAGGAGGCUGUUCGAGACAUCGUGCAGUUCGUCCCUUUCAGAGAUUUCCGUAAUGCUCCCAAGGAGACACUCGCUAAGUCGGUCCUGGCCGAGCUGCCUCAGCAGGUCACCCAGUAUUUUAAACAGCGGAAUCUACCGCCCAUCAACCCGGCACCGGAGUGAGACGCCCCGAAGACGAGAGCCCGCACGCUGUACAAUAGCUGAACUAAACCUCUCUUCUUGUUAACAGCAAACAAUACAGAGUGAAAGUGUGUAUAUCAGCUGUGAACAAAAAUAUGUUGUGAACAAAAAAAUCAAACAUUGAAGAACCCUUCUAUUAUAUUUGCAAAGUAUUAAAGAAUGUUUCCAGUGUGAAUCCAUCUGAAGUGAUAUUAUUAUAGAACUAAGAUGAUAAUGUGCAAAGGACCUUGCAUGUCUCCAGUGAUGGCAGGUGUCCAAAUGAUAUAGAUAUAUAUCAAUAUGCAGCUAAAACACUGACCUUUUAGAGAGAUGAAAAAUAUCUGGAUUUGUCAGGAUGUAGGUUCUUUUGCUUUUUGCAUGUGUGUGUCUUGUGAUUGAUACCAUGUGAUAAAUACAACUCCUUGGUGUAAAGUCCCUCCUAAGCUGAAAUAUAUCAGUGGUUUUAUUCCCUCCUGUUGUUGUAUGGAUCCUUUCCCGGUGGCGGAUCAGAUGAAGGCUGUUUGCUUUUGUGCUCACGUGUGCAGAGUCACAGUCUGAGCCUGAGCAGAGCGCUGUUUCCUCACCCCUGCUCUGUUGUCAGGGGGUGUUUUUUUUCCCCCCUUUAAUUUGGAGAAAGGCAGGUUAUGAAGCUUCUCUAUGCUUUGAUUUGAUUCAAGAGGACAGAAUCAGAGGAGGAGGAGGCCAUCGUGGCAGCUGUAGCACUAACACAGAAUAGAUGUGGGAUACUGUGAACACAUUAGGCUGUUAAAUUUGGGGCCAUUUUGCACGCUUUUGCAAAAUCCUUUGACUUCUAAUGAUUUCGGUUCAUCCUGCAUGUUGCCAAUAUCUACUCACUGUUUACAAACUGAUCACAAACGCAUGUUAUUUAUUUUCUUCUCAAAUGAUGUAUUUAUCAGAUUUUGUAAAUAUUCUAUGAGAUUCUCUUUAAAGGAAGGAAGUGUUACAUGGCGGGUGUCAGAGAGGCUGUUAGUGUCAGAGUUGUGAGGAGAGGAAGCAGAAGAGGAGAUCCUGAUAUGCAUAUAUAUAUCGAAUGUAUAUUUAUAUGAUGCUGUUUAUGUUCUGAUAAGCCAAUGUUUCUGACAUGUUUUUAAUGUACUUUUUAUGCAGUGCUGAAUUGUGUACUUCAACUACUAUUAUGUGUAUUGCUGUGCAUCUUUGUACUAAAUGUGUUGUUGUUAAUUUUAUAAAAGUUGUGUCUAUGUCCACACUCAGGUUAAUAAACUGAAGGAAAUGUC